GACCCUCCCAAGAUGGCGGCGCCGCCCGGAGCUGUUUUUCUCUGUGCGUCGGGCCCGCCCCUAGGCCGCUCGUCUGAGUGAGGGCUGCGGGGGCUGCCAUGGAGCCGCGGGCGGAGCGAGAGGCCGCUGCUGGGAGCCCCCCCAGCCUCUUCGAGCUGAGUGGGGCGGUGGUGAGCUCCGCCAUGGGGACCCUGGAGAGAGAGGUUUGGGCACUCCCUGGACAGAUACUCCAAGGCAUCCUGCCUUUGCUUAAUAUCUAUUACCUGGAAAGGAUUGAGGAACCUGCUUUGAAAAAAGGACUCUCAACCCAGCCCAUAUGGCACAAACUCUGGAACGAUGUGAUGAAAAUCAGACCACCCAAGUCAGAGAACAUAAAAAAUUGGAGGAAGAAGUUCCUUGAAACUUUCUUCUCAAAUGUCCUGCAUGGAGUUUUGGAUGUUUCUUCAGAUCCGCGCCUGAGUGACCGUCGUUUUUCACCCCUGCUCCACAGCUCACGGCAUGUUACACAGCUCACCAUCUGUAACAUGCUGCAGGGGGUAGCAGAGCUCACUGCUGAGCGCAACCAAAGAGUGCUAGAAAACCUGGCUGGCUCACUGAGAACCUUGAAGUUCCGUCAUCUGCUGACCUCCGAUCUGUCCAUUAGACAGUCACUAAGUUUGCUGCUUCAUCAUCUGAUCCACCAUGGAGCUGUCAGCCAGGUGUCCAUGUGUUCCUGGCCAGUUCCUGACAAAGUACUUUUAGUCCUCAUUCUGAGUAUGAGUGCUGGGUUUUGGCACCCAGGUAAGACACUUAUGCACCAGGGUAGCCCUUGCAGUCUUUGCAGAGAGGAGUCUGAUGCCCAAGGCCUGCUAACUCAAGAGAAUGGUGCCCUGCUAGGGUCAAAUCAGCUGUGCUGCAGCUCUACUGAGCAAUCAGAGACCAGCCAGUGGGGUGAUAGUGAGUCAAGAAGCAAGAAGGUCCAAGCUGCUUCAGCCGUAGCACUUCAAGAAGCUGAUCCAGACUCUCAAGCAUCUAUAGAACUGUCCAGGAGCAGUAGUGGCACUGUUAAAACUCCAGUGCUCUGUGGAUUAAGGAGCCACCCUUUGCAAAACCUAGCAUGUCAAGAUGUAAGCUGCAAGGUGCCCCCUGAGUAUUACAUUAAAGGAGAGUCUUCUCCUUCUCUACCAAAAAGGUCUUCGGUUGGCCCAGCUUUCCAAAAGCCCUAUAGACGGUUUAAGACUGCAGUGGGGAGAAAGCGCCGCUGCCCCAGGAGAAACCGCAGAGCUCGUGCAGACCCAGAAGAUCUUUAUGAUUUUGUCUUUGCCGUUGCUAGGGAAGAGGAGGAGAUGGCAGAGUCGCUCUAUGAAAGCAAUGCCCAGGAGAGGGAAAGCAUUGAUGACUGGGCCCCUUCCCCAGCAGACACUCCUAGCUUUGAGGAUGUGGGCUGCACGGAAGGAGGAUCUGUCGGAAUCAUUCCUCUGAAAGCGGCUUGCCACUUCCGAAGUAUCUCCACGCUGGAAUUGUUCUCCAUCCCUCUGACUGGGGACACCUGUCGGGCUUUGGGGAACCUGCUGAGCUCUUGGGUAUCUUUAGAAAAGCUGGUUCUGUCUUACAAUGGCCUGGGCGCUAAUGUCUUCUGCAUCCUGUCUGGGCUCCGGGCCCUCUCUCACCGCAGAGACUGCAGCCUCCGCGUGGUGCGUGUGAGUGACGUGUUCUCACACAUCCCUUCAGUGGAGCUUGUUUGGUCAAUCCUGACUGCCUUCCCCCGCCUUCACACUCUCUCGGUCAGCUUUGAUCUCAAAAACCAGCUGGAGGGGAACAGGCCAGAAGGGCAUUCGAGCUCGGAGGCAGAAAUUCCAGAGAGCUGCCUGGAACAGUUAGAGAUCCGAUUCCCCAGAGAACCUCUGCAGACCAGUCUCCUUUUGCCUGUGUUGAAAGCCUCAAGGUCUCUCCAGCAGUUGUCCCUGGACAGUGCUACCAUUUCAUGUCCCCUGGAGUUUGGGCUCCUUCUGCAGGCACUCAAAGAGUGUAAUCCAGGCCUGAAGAGACUGAGUUUCCAUGAUGUGAACCUUGCUGACUACCAGAAGGAAGUUCUCCUCCUGCUGCAGGACCCUGUCCUUCAAGAAAUUACAUUUUCCUUUUGUCGGCUAUUUGAAAGCUGCACCGCUGAGUUUCUAUCUGACAUAAUCCAAAUAGUGAAGAGAAAUUCAACUCUGAAGAGCCUCAAAUUGCCUGGAAACAGACUUGGGAAUCACAGGUUGGUUGCCUUAGCUGACAUUUUCUCUGAAGAUUCAUCCUCUUCCAUCUGCCAGUUGGACGUCAGCUCAAAUUGCAUCAAGCCCGACGGGCUCCUGGAGUUUGCAAAGAAGCUGGAGAGCCACAUCCUGCAGAGAGGUGGGCAGAUCAAGUUUACCCACCUCCGCCUCUUUCAGAACUGGUUGGACCAAGAUGCUGCAACAGCUCAAGAGGCGCUUCGGCGGCUCAGAGCUGUGUGCAGCGUGGUCAGCAACACAUGGGACUCUUCGCAGGCCUUCGCUGACUACAUUAGUGUGAUGUAAUGAGCGCCCAGGAACUGCUGUAAAAUCGAUAGCGAUAGCUUGAAAUAAAGUUGUACAGAACAGUG
Gopherus evgoodei (Goodes thornscrub tortoise) is the source of this 2602-nucleotide messenger RNA. It is a transcript of the gene LRRC41, whose product is annotated as leucine rich repeat containing 41. The transcript has 10 exons. The record is from RefSeq and is a predicted model, not a curated record. Lineage: Eukaryota; Metazoa; Chordata; Testudines; Testudinidae. Gene Ontology annotation, cellular component: nucleus; cytoplasm. Gene Ontology annotation, molecular function: protein binding. The coding region runs from base 99 to 2537 and encodes 812 amino acids.